Molecule: messenger RNA, 3564 nt
Organism: Balaenoptera musculus (blue whale)
Lineage: Eukaryota; Metazoa; Chordata; Mammalia; Artiodactyla; Balaenopteridae
Gene: TFCP2L1
Product: transcription factor CP2 like 1
Exons: 16
Coding region: 191-1669 (492 amino acids)
Biological process (GO): regulation of transcription by RNA polymerase II
Cellular component (GO): nucleus
Molecular function (GO): RNA polymerase II cis-regulatory region sequence-specific DNA binding; DNA-binding transcription activator activity, RNA polymerase II-specific
Source: RefSeq, a predicted model, not a curated record
GCCAUCUCCCGGCCGCGCGGCCUGGGGGCGGGUCCGGCCGAGGCCCCGCCCCCCGGGCAGUCCAUAAAUGCGCGGGGGGCGGGCGGACCCAGCGCUCGGGAGCGCUGCUGGCAGGUGACCGAGAGAGGUCGGCGCGCCCCGCGUCCCGUCCGCCGCGCGCCUGGGUCGGGCCGGGCUCGGAGCCCCAGCCAUGCUGUUCUGGCACACGCAGCCCGAGCACUACAACCAGCACAACUCCGGCAGCUACCUGCGGGAUUUGACUAGUGCUCUUCAAAGGGAAAACGACGUCCUCGCUCUGCCCAUCUUCAAGCAGGAGGAGCCCCAGCUGUCCCCCGAGAACGAGGCCCGCCUGCCGCCCCUGCAGUAUGUGCUGUGUGCCGCCACGUCCCCAGCUGUGAAGCUGCACGAAGAGACUUUGACCUACCUCAACCAAGGUCAGUCUUAUGAAAUCCGACUGCUGGAGAAUCGGAAGCUGGGAGAUUUUCAGGAUCUGAACACAAAAUACGUGAAGAGCAUCGUCCGCGUGCUGUUCCACGACCGGCGGCUGCAGUACACAGAGCACCAGCAGCUGGAGGGCUGGCGGUGGAGCCGGCCCGGGGACCGCAUCCUGGACAUCGAUAUUCCACUGUCUGUUGGUAUCUUGGACCCCAGGGCCAGCCCGACCCAGCUGAAUGCAGUUGAGUUUUUGUGGGACCCUUCGAAGAGAGCGUCUGCUUUCAUUCAGGUGCACUGCAUCAGCACAGAGUUCACCCCGAGAAAGCACGGGGGCGAGAAGGGCGUGCCCUUUCGGGUGCAGAUCGAUACCUUCAAGCAGAAUGAGAAUGGGGAGUACACGGAGCACUUGCACUCGGCCAGCUGCCAGAUCAAGGUGUUCAAGCCAAAGGGAGCUGACCGGAAGCAGAAGACUGACCGAGAGAAGAUGGAGAAAAGAACGGCCCAAGAGAAGGAGAAGUACCAGCCGUCCUAUGAAACCACCAUCCUCUCAGAGUGCUCCCCGUGGCCCGACGUGGUUUACCAGGUGAACAGUGCCUCGUCCCCAAGCUACAACGGCUCUCCGAACAGCUUCGGCCUUGGCGAAGGCAACAGCUCCCCAACCCACCCGGUGGAGGCCCUGCCCGUGGGCAGCGACCACCUGCUCCCCUCGGCCUCCAUGCAGGACGCCCAGCAGUGGCUCCACCGCAACAGGUUCUCCCAGUUUUGCCGGCUCUUCGCCAGCUUCUCGGGUGCUGACCUGCUAAAGAUGUCCCGCGAUGAUCUGGUCCAGAUCUGCGGCCCUGCAGAUGGGAUCCGGCUCUUUAACGCCAUCAAAGGCAGGAACGUGAGGCCGAAGAUGACCAUUUACGUCUGCCAGGAGCUGGAGCAGAGCCGCGUGCCCCUGCAGCAGAAGCGGGACGGCGGCGGGGACCCCAAUCUGUGUGUGUACCACGCCAUCUUCCUGGAGGAGCUGACCACCUUGGAGCUGAUCGAGAAGAUCGCCAACCUGUACAGCAUCUCCCCGCAGCACAUCCAUCGGGUGUACCGGCAGGGCCCCACCGGCAUCCACGUGGUGGUCAGCAACGAGAUGGUGCAGAAUUUCCAAGACGAAUCCUGUUUCAUCCUCAGUACCUUAAAAGAACCCCAUGUUUGUCUCUUGCAGCCGAGAGCAAUGACGGCUACCACGUCAUCCUGAAAUGUGGCCUCUGAGCAGGAGAAGAGCAGGCAGCCGCCUCCUACCCUCAGCCCCGCGGACCCCCUUGGAUGUAGAAAUCGCACCCUCGGAAGCUGCGGCGAACCUGGCCCAGCCCGUGAAAACCACAGACCAACCCCCAGCCGAGACCCUCGGAGGCCAUGUCUCUGGCGGGCAGAAAGCCUGCCCCUCCUCCUAGCCCCAGCUUCGGAGCGGUUCCUUGUUCUCCUCCCCAGCCCUGCCGUUCUGAAGAGGCCGACGGUGGGGCGUCUCCUCUGAUGCUCCCCUAGUUGGAGGCUAGCUCACCGGGUACCUGGGUGCCACCUGUACUGGUCCCUGCCUUCGCCCUCUUCUCUGGUAACUGGCUCGGCGAUGGGGCGCUGACGAUGUGGGGGUGCUUUGCGACUGUUCUCCUGUCUUCGUGUCGGCUUCUCAUCUCAGGGACCCUGGUGAGCGUCCGUCUUUGCUGUUACUGGGUGGAUUGAUGGGAGUUGGGUUUCUUCUGUGCCCUCUGCUUCUUUCACGUUUACCUUGAUUCUAAGGGUCUGCUGCUGCUCAGAGCCCGGAGGUGGGCUCGCAUCUCUUCAUUGCCGGGGUAGACACACCACGGGGCCACACAGACCUAGUUCUAAGGCCCUUGGGAGGGACGGGGGGAGGCUAGAAAGACUAAUUUUAGGCACAUUCUCAUGAAUAUAAAAGGGAAGAGAACCAAAAUGAUUCCUCUUGAGCUCCUUCGGUAUAAUUUUAUUUCCUAAGCAAUCACGGGUAGAGGAGGACUAGGAAAUGAGCAUUCCAUCGUAGGAUCACAUGACCUUGACUAUCCCGACACCAGGCCCUCUUGGAUGGACUCAGCAAAUCCCAUUUAGAGAAGACCUCCAAACUUGCCAAGCUCCCUGGAGACAUUGUAUCUUCUGGGAGGGCUCCCCUUUAAAUGUGUCUCUUUUUUCAUUUGUAGAGGGUGUGUUUGGGGCAUUUCACCUGCACUGGAAUGGUUGGAUCACCUUUCUUAGUGGCCUAACUUCGGGGAAAUUUGAAUAUCAGUAACCCGUAGACUCAGGAAUUAGUCUUUGUCUCUGUUUCCUGGGACCCACUGAUCUGUACUGGCCCCGGGCUUCAACUCUUUGCUCAUGUAAGUUCAACUUACAAAGCAUGGUGAGCGCUGUGACCAACUGAGUAGGACUUGACAGCUUUUAAAGUGGAGCUUUGGGGGAAUAUAGAGAUGAUCAGAAUGGGUAGACCUUGUUUUACAGAUGGAGAAACCAAAGCCCAGAGGGGCAGAGCCACCUGCCUGAUAUCGCAUAGUGAUAGGGUAAUGGCAUAAAUUUGUCAUCUAAACCAAGACACUUCUGCAAGUGAAAGGGGCUCUAGCAAUAAGUACGUUGGGCCAACAGGUGUGGUGUCCUACGGUGUAAGGACAAGCUUCUGAUUCCCUCUCCUUUUUGGGGUUGGGGGGAGGAGGAGCACAUAACAGCUUUAUUGAGAUAUGAUUCACAUACUGUACAAUUGACGUGUUUAUAGUGUACGGUUCUAUGAUUUUUUAGUCAAUUCACAGAAACACCACAUCAAUUUUAGAACAUUUUCAUCAUCCCUAAAAGAAACCCUGUACCCUUGGCAAGUACUCUCCUAUUUUCCUUACAAUUUCUCUAGUCCUAGGCAACCACAAAUCUUCUUUCUAUAUAGGUUGACCUAUUCUGGACAUUUCACGUAUGUGGAAUCAUACAAUAUGUGGUCUUUUGUGACUAGCUUUUUUUUCACUUAACGUAGUGUUUUCUAGGGUCAUCCAUAUUGAACAUAUAUCAGUACUGCCGUCCUUUUUAUAGGUUAAUAAUAUUUCAUUCUAUGGCUAUACCACAUUUGUUUAUCCAUCCAUCAUUUGAUGGAUAUUUGAGUUGUUUCUA